Messenger RNA from Lecanosticta acicola, 376 nucleotides. Lineage: Eukaryota; Fungi; Ascomycota; Dothideomycetes; Mycosphaerellales; Mycosphaerellaceae. The record is from the annotation of a GenBank genome assembly.
AUGGCCGCCACAGCCGUGGUUAUCGCCUCCCUCUUCGCAGGCUACAUCUACCUCUUCGGCAUCCCCAAGGAAUACAAGCGCGCCAUGGAAGAGAAAGCCCUCGAGACCAUGGGCGAGAACAAGGCUUCUUACAUGACAAAGGUACAGUACCCUAUACAUUCCGAAUCGCAACAAGAAAAUUAUAAAAGUUAGGCUGAUUUGGUCUCCUCUUCUCUGUUAGGAUAUGCUUUCCAAGGUUCCAGAUUCGGAACAGGAAGAUGUCAAGGAGUUCAAGAAGAGUUUGGGGAAUGUGGCCGGUGGUGCGUUGCAGAAUCCUCUGGGGAAGACGGCGGGGAAUACGGCGGAUGAUGCGACCAAGGUCUUCACGGGUCGCUGA